Molecule: messenger RNA, 2534 nt
Organism: Carassius gibelio (silver crucian carp)
Lineage: Eukaryota; Metazoa; Chordata; Actinopteri; Cypriniformes; Cyprinidae
Gene: zmynd10
Product: zinc finger, MYND-type containing 10
Exons: 12
Coding region: 99-1445 (448 amino acids)
Biological process (GO): inner dynein arm assembly; motile cilium assembly; outer dynein arm assembly
Cellular component (GO): cytoplasm; centriolar satellite
Source: RefSeq, a predicted model, not a curated record
AAACAGGAAGUGUUAUCCGCACUGUUUGUUGAAUUAGUAUAAAGCGCAGACGAAAACAUUAAACUUUUACGUUUCACAGUCGAGGACGUUCAAAAGCGAUGGAUUCAGUUCUUCUGCACGGAGAAGCCGAAGGUUAUGUGCAGAGUCUGGAGAAGAUGGCAUUGCGCGACAUCGGAAGCCAACGGUGGUUUCGCCAGCAUGAGUACAUCGAGAAGCUGAAUAUGCAAGCUAUUCUGAAUGCCAGUGCCAAUCAGGAGGAAUUCAUAAAAGACUUCUUUGUUUCUCUUGGAAAGAUACCCACACUGGUGCAUGCAAUGAUACUCACAGAAGUCUGGAAACAUAAAGUGUUUCCCAUAAUUUGCAAACUCCAGGACUUUAAUCCAAAGAGCACAUUUCUUCUCUACAUGGUGAUUCACCAUGAAGCUACCAUCAUAAACCUGCUGGAAACAAUCAUGUACCACAAGGAGUCCAGCGAGGCUGCUGGUGAUAGUGUGCUUGAUUUACUGGAUUACUGUCAUCGCAAACUCACACUCCUGGCAGGACGCUCUGUUUCUGGACAGAUCCUGACGGAGGACCGAGUUACACACACACAGCAGUCAGACACAACAUCUUUACAGGAUCUGCAAAGACAAAGUGACAUGUUAGAGUUUGAAAUCUCCGUCAAGGCUCUGUCAGUAUUGUGCUCCAUCACCGAUCACAUUGAGAGUUUGAGUGUGAGUGUGCUCUCGAGGAUGCUGUGCACUCAUAAUAUGCCCUGUGUGCUGGUACAAUUGGUGGAAAAUUGCCCCUGGAACAGAGGAACACUGGAGAAAUACACCGAGGGGAAGUGGAGAACCGUCCUGCCUGAAGAUCAGCUAAAGCUGAGUAAACACGACGGCCAGGUGUGGAUGGCUUUACUGAACCUGCUCCUCAAACCAGACUGCCAGAGGAAAUACGAUUUCAAUAGCUUUAACAAAACACAGCUCUUAAAGCUUCGAGGGUUUCUGACAGACGUUGUUAUAGAUCAGCUACCGAAUCUACUUGAUCUCAGGCAUUUUCUCAGUCAACUCGCUGUCACAGAUCCAGCGGCCCCUAAAAAAGAUCUCAUCUUGGAGCAGGUGCCAGAGAUAUGGAAUGAUAUUGUAACGGAGAAUAGCAGCAAGUGGAAAGCCAUUGCUAAACACCAAGUGACACAUGUUUUCAACCCCUCUGAAAGUGAAUUAAGAGAGCAAGCUAGCAGGUUGGCUCAAACAUAUAAUCUAGAUGUGAUGGAGAAUCUAAUCCCAGACAAACCCAAGUGUGGAGCAUGUGGAAGAGUGGGCGCUAAACGCUGCUCCCGCUGUCAGGGAGAGUGGUAUUGCAACAGAGAGUGUCAGGUGAAACACUGGCCCAAACACAAGCCUGCAUGCAAACUCAUGGCAGAGGCCAUAGAAAAACCUCAGGAGGAACUGAACAUCAGCAGCUGAAGUACAUCUGGGAGAGAGUCAUGCUGCGGGGAUCUGAGUCCACUAUCAACUGUCCAAUUUAGUGGACACUGAUGGAAAAAGACAAAAAGAUGCAACAGUUCCUAACCGUUUCUUUCUUGAGCUGUUGUCUUGGUAUAUUGAGUAGAUCAUUCUUGUUCAUAUAUGUUUAUAAACAUGAUUACAUAUGACAUCAUUUAUUUAUAUUUUAACAUGAUUAAUAACCGUUACACUAUAAUGUUUAAAUUAAAAAUGCAAUUAUAACUGCUAAAAAACAUUUGAGGUGCAAUCCCUUAGAUUUUCACUGAUUAAACUACAUCGCAUCUGUUGUUAAUUACUUCCUUUAAUUUAGAAAGCAAAAAGAUGAAAUUUUUAAUGAUAUCGUUUCAAAUGUUUUUCAUGCAAUUACAAAAAAGGAUGACUGGAGCGUUUAAGUUUUAGAAUAAAAAAAAAAAACGAAUUUGACUAAAUAUGUAAAAAGCCUCAUUUGGCCUAACUUGAUAUAACAAAACUAAACACAUACAUAUAACAAAUUGAAAAUAUAAAAAUAAAUUAAAACUAAAAUUUAAAACUAUUAUAAUAUUCCAAUGAUACUAAAAUAAAACUGUUAAGCUUAGAAAGGGUGCAAACGUGAAAUAAAUGUAAUUAUGUUUACCUUUAACAAAAAACACAAACCAUUUUGAGCUGAUGGUUUAAUUGUAAUGUUCACACAGAAUCCAUGUUCCAGUGGAUUUGCGGUGUAAAAAAAAAAGUCCAAAACACUUGUUACGAGUGUUUUGAAUGUCAUAACAUGGGUGAAAACACAACCUGGAAAUCUGUACUGCUUCACUGCCAAAGAACACAUGUAAAAUCACUGAGCAGACCGUGAGACAGACGUCUGGAUUUGUGGAUAUCAAUAACAGAUUUGGAACAUAACCUCAUCUUAACCUAAGAAACCUUUGGUUUGUACAAUAGAGAACUUAGUGGAAUUGUAUUGCCACUGUAUACUGUACUGAAACCUGUAUUUAAACAAAUUACAGUACAUUACACACGGGACAUAUUCAACUAUUUGCAGUUUCUUGUAUGGAUGUAAACACAAAAUCAAAUACAUAA